Molecule: messenger RNA, 1944 nt
Organism: Coffea eugenioides
Lineage: Eukaryota; Viridiplantae; Streptophyta; Magnoliopsida; Gentianales; Rubiaceae
Product: pollen receptor-like kinase 4
Exons: 3
Coding region: 1-1944 (647 amino acids)
Biological process (GO): protein phosphorylation
Molecular function (GO): ATP binding; protein kinase activity; protein binding
Source: RefSeq, a predicted model, not a curated record
AUGGCUAAGAUUUGCAAGUCCUCAUGGUGUCUUCUCAUACUAGCCAUUGUUCUACAGCUUGUUCAUACGUGCAUCUGUUUGUCAGAGCCUGAUUUGCUUAUACAGUUCAAGGAUUCCCUGAAAAAUACUGGUGCAUUGUCCAAUUGGGACGCGAAAGUACCCUCAUGCAAGGGUGAUCAGCCGAAUUGGAGUGGUGUACUUUGCGAUAAAGGGAAUGUUUGGGGAUUGAAGCUUGAAAAUAUGGGGUUGAAGGGUGAUAUCAAUGAGGAUGCCCUUAGCCAGCUGAAGAGUUUGAGGACUCUCAGCUUCAUGAAUAAUGAUUUCGAAGGACCUCUCCCGGACAUGAAGAAACUUGGUGCCUUGAAAUCGUUUUAUUUGUCGAAUAACAAAUUUUCAGGGGAGAUUCCAGCCGAUGCUUUUGUAGGCAUGCUGUCAAUUAAGAAGAUUCAUUUGAGUAACAAUCAGCUUUCAGGGCCAAUACCAUCCUCCUUGGGAACAUUGCCAAAGCUUAUAGAGUUGACGCUUGAUGGCAAUCAGUUUUCAGGUCAAAUUCCCGAUUUUACUCAAGAAAGAAUGAUUAAUGUGAAUUUCUCCCACAACCACCUAGGGGGUCAAAUUCCUGCCAGCCUGAGCAACCUCAAAGCAGCUUCAUUUUCUGAUAAUUCAGACCUUUGUGGUGCACCAUUGGAACCAUGUCCUAGUCCCCCAGAGCGAAAGCUAUCUGUUGUAACUAUAGUACUUGUUGCAAUAGCUGUUGUGGUAGCUUUGGGAGCAAUUGUAGCAGUUAUAAUCAUCCUCAGCCGGCGCAAGAAAGCACCUCAACUGGGAGAUGCACCAGCAGCUGCAGCAGCUCCACAAGGUCACAACAAACCUCCCUCUGAAGAUUUGGACAGAUUGGAAAAAGGGAUGUCACCAGAUCGCGGUUCAGAAGGCAAGAAGAGUGAUCAGAAUAUCAAGCUUUCAUUCUUGAGGGAUGAUGUUGGAAAAUUCGACAUGUCUGAUCUACUCAAAGCCUCUGCUGAGGUAUUAGGGAGUGGAAUGUUUGGAUCUACCUAUAAAGCUGCCCUUAAUACAGGACCAGUGAUGGUUGUGAAGAGGUAUAGGCAAAUGAACAAUGUUGGCAAAGAAGAAUUCCAUGAGCACAUGAGAAGGUUAGGCAGAUUGAGUCAUCCGAAUGUGCUUCCACUUGUGGCCUUCUACUAUAGGAAAGAGGAGAAACUUAUAGUUUCUACCUAUGUUGAAAAUGUCAGCCUGGCUGUUCAACUUCAUGGUAACAAAUCUCGUGGCCUGUCAAGCCCUGAUUGGCCUACCAGAUUGAAGAUUGUCAAAGGUGUAUCUAAAGGCCUUCUGUAUCUCUACAAUUCGCUCCCGAGCCUGAUCGCACCCCACGGUCACCUCAAAUCCUCCAAUGUUAUUCUUAACGAAAACAAUGAGCCAUUGCUCACCGACUACGGACUACUUCCAGUAGUCAACUUGGAACAAGCACGGGACCAAAUGAUAGCAUACAAGUCACCUGAAUUCAAGCAAAAUGGCCGCAUCACCAAGAAAACUGAUGUCUGGAGCUUGGGUGUAUUGAUACUUGAACUUCUCACAGGAAAAUUUCCAUCAAACUUCUUGCAACAAGGUAAGGGAAGUGACACCGAUUUGCCGACUUGGGUGCAUUCUGUUGUCAAGGAUGAGUGGACCGUUGAGGUUUUUGACAAAGAUAUGCAAGGAACUAAGCACUGUGAAGGUGAAAUGAUGAAGCUAUUGAAGAUAGCACUGAUUCUUUGUGAGCCUGAAAUUGACAACAGAUGGGACAUUAAGGAGGCAGUCGACAGGAUUGAAGAGAUAAAGGAAAGAGAUGAUGUUGAUGAUUUCCACUCUUCAUAUACCAGUGAAACAGACAUGCGCUCAUCAAGGGGGUUAUCUGAGGACUUCAUUAAUGUUCCAAUGAAUGGUUAA